Cuscuta epithymum is the source of this 1233-nucleotide messenger RNA. Lineage: Eukaryota; Viridiplantae; Streptophyta; Magnoliopsida; Solanales; Convolvulaceae. The record is from the annotation of a GenBank genome assembly.
UUGUAAGAUGGAGCUAGUCCUAUGCUUUUCGUGCAAUUUUUUAACUGUGCAACACUGCAACCUACAAAGAAAAGCCAAAACAAAACCCGUUUACCAAACCUCCAAAAUCAAGGCAUCGGGGCAGACAGGACAGUGAAGGACGAUACAAACAGAAGUCCUAGGAGAAGAGGGGAGAGCAAAAUAUAUAUUCAAGCUCUAUUUUUUUGAAGGAAUUCGAAUGGAAGUGGCGACGGCGAGUAACGGUGGGAUGUUGUACCACGAGGUACAAGAGUCUAAGCUCUGCGCUGUGCAUUGCGUGAACACUGUGUUGCAGGGCCCGUUCUUCUCAGAGUUCGAUUUGGCGGCGCUUGCUUCUGAUCUCGAUUCCAGGGAGCGUCAGAUGAUGCUUCAUGGUGCCGGAAACGGCGAUUUCAUUCCGGAGGAGUCUCACAACGUCUCCCUCGACGGCGAUUUCAGCAUCCAGGUUCUAGAAAAGGCGUUGGAGGUAUGGGAUUUGCAAGUAAUUCCACUUGACAACCCAGUCGCAGAGCAUGCUCAAAUUGACCCAGAACUUGAAAAUGCAUUUAUCUGUCAUUUGCGGGACCAUUGGUUCUGCAUCCGGAAAGUGAAUGGGGAGUGGUAUAAUUUUGACAGCCUCUAUGCAGCCCCGCAACACCUCUCCAAGUUCUACCUCUCCGCUUACCUUGAUUCCUUGAAAAGUUUUGGGUGGAGCAUAUUCUUGGUCAGGGGGAAUUUCCCUGAAGAAUGUCCAGUCACCUCAUCUGAGGCAUCUAAUGGUUUUGGACAGUGGCUCACACCUGAAGAUGCUGAGAGGAUUACAAAGUCUUGCAACUCAGCCGGCAGCAGAGCUGGCGGAGGGAGAAGGCAGCGGCAAGAUCUCCAGUCCAGGGAUCGAGAAAUCUUAUUGCUUGACCAAGAGGAUGAAGAUUUGAAAGCCGCCAUAGCUGCAAGCUUGCUUGAUUCCUUGCCUGCACCACUCAAGACUGUAUCUAGCAGCGGCCUCCCUGAAGAACAAAACGAGGCAAGCAAAGGGGAGAGUUCUUGAUUUUUUUUUAUAGAAUCACAAAGAAAAAAGAAUAUAGAUUUUCAUAUUGAAGCUAGAAAACAUUCAGCCGGAGUGUCAUAACUGUGAAGCAUAAAUCUUUCUUUAUGCUGUUUAUUGAAUAUUUAUUUCAGGCGUGGCAUUAUAAAACGGUACUCCUCAUUAUAAAAGGAAGAUAAACAUCACAUUUU